This is a messenger RNA of Leptidea sinapis, 1886 nucleotides long. RefSeq lists its product as uncharacterized. The coding region runs from base 80 to 574 and encodes 164 amino acids. Lineage: Eukaryota; Metazoa; Arthropoda; Insecta; Lepidoptera; Pieridae. The transcript is spliced from 5 exons. The record is from RefSeq and is a predicted model, not a curated record.
CUCAAAAAUAAUUUUCUUUGCCUACUAUUUAUACGAUAGUUUUCAAAAUCAUUUAGUUCCAACAUUUCAUAGAAAUAUAAUGUCUAUUUUCGAUUGUUUGCCCGCCCUACCACGAUGCUGUUACUGUAUCAAUUUGAAGAUUGGAGUAAUCCUUAUGGUGAUUUUAUCAAUAAUUCUUAGUGGAGCAUUGAUGGCAUGGAUAAUAAAUGAAGUUGAUUAUAAUGAUCAAAAUGGUUUAGCUCAAGAUACUUUUUUUGAUAAGAAUGAUACAAAUUUUCUAUAUGCGUUGGCAGCUGGGACUGUUAUCUUCAUAAUAUUUACGUUUAUUUUUAUUUUUGGUAUUAUAUCGGACAAAGAAGUAAUAGCUAUAUUGUAUCUGUUCGCAACCGCCUUGGCGCUGUUGUUUUUCACUGUUGUGUUUAUUUUAAUAUUGUUGGCAACAGUUGUCAACGCCGGAGAUGCCAGGCCUUAUUCAACCCUUCGUAUCCCUAUAUUCUGUGUUGGGUUUGUAUGGCUAGUUUACUUAAUGAUCAUGGUGAGAAGCUACAAGGAGGAAAUGCUUGUCUUACCUUAAGCUAAGCGGAGUGUCGGCAUAUUUAAUAAUGGAAAUUGUUCAUUUACAAGAGAAACUGAUGUUUAUGUAUAUUAAUUGUAUAUAACUGUUGGAUGCCGGGUUUUUUUAUGUUUGUCAUAAUUACAAUUUUCUCCUUGUUAUUUGAUCGGUUAGUUUUGGUUUAUUAUUUUGAUCAUGUGUAUCCAGAUAAUUUCAUUUAAUAAAGUGUUAGAAAACACGUCGCUCAAACCAACUAUCGCUCGUAAAACUGCAGAUCAGAAGUGAAGAUUUUUGACUUGACAAAUUUGGAAAUAUAAUUAUUGGAAGUAAAAAAAAUUAGCACGAAUGCUCUAAUUAAUCGUUGAGAGUCUUUGAGCUAAAUAAAAUACUUCUAGCUCAGCUUGAAGUAAAAAGAAUAGAGAGGCUUCUUUAUAAAAAAUUAUUAAUAAUUUACAUUUAGAACUGGAUUCAGUUACUGUGUUUACAACUAUUGAAUUUUAUGACAAAAUGGCAUGGAAGGAAUUAAAAAUAUAAGUAACAAGUUGGAAUAAAUAUAUUUUCAUAUCGCCAUUAAGUAAUACUCAGCAAGCAAAUAUAAAAUAGUAAGACUAGACUACUUUAUAAAAAGUAGACUUAUCUUUAACUAUGAUCUUUGCUAAGAGUCUGUCUAUAGUAGUCAUGCUUAUUUGCGAUUCAAUAUAUGAUUAAGUUUCUAUAUUUUUAAUACUCUUGUAUCCCAAAAAGACGUUAUGGAAGGAAUUUUAAAAUAUAACAUAUUUGAAGGAAUAUCCCUGUUGCUAAUUUUACGGUUCAAAUAGUUAACAGCAAUAUAAUUGAAUGGUUUUUAGAACUGCAGGGGCAAGAUUUUUAUAAAAUUUAUUUCAUAUUAAAAUAGUAAAUAAUGAAUAAUGAAGAGUAAAAAAGAGAAUUUGUUAGUUUGUUAUUUUUUUUUAAAAAAACUUCACUAAUAAUAUAGUCAUUGUUAUUAAUUUUGGUAUAGAUUUUCUGUAUUUGUAAUUCUACCGAUUCUAUAAUAUAACUACAAUAUUAACAUUUAAACGAUAAUAUGUGAAACUACCAAUUGUAAAAUAUCCGUAGCAACGCUUAGGUUAGUAGGUAAAUGUAAACAUACAAAUUUUUUACGCAAAGUUUAAGGUUUGAGUCGGUGAAUACCAAAGAGAAAAAUAAUUAUACUGUGGUUGUUUUGUAUUUUAUAUUGUAAAUGUCUGUGAUAUUGUAAUUAUUAUUUUGGUAAUUAAAUUAAAUAAGGUAAUUGGUAUUCAAUCAAAUGAUUAUGGAAUUUUGUUGUGUUUAACCUGUUUGGUCAGAUUAA